Acanthosepion pharaonis is the source of this 582-nucleotide messenger RNA. NCBI's taxonomy places the organism in Eukaryota, Metazoa, Mollusca, Cephalopoda, Sepiida, Sepiidae. The record is from the annotation of a GenBank genome assembly.
AUGGAAGAGAUUACCGUCGAAGAUAUUCUAAAUUGUCUCAUCUAUCUAUCUAUCUAUCUAUCUAUCUAUCUAUCUAUCUAUCUAUCUAUCUAUCUUCUCCAUCUGUUUAUCAACAUAUUUAAUCAAUCAAUCUAUCUAUCUAUCUAUCUAUCUAUCUAUCUAUCUAUCUAUCUAUCUAUCUAUCUUCUCCAUUUACGAAAGCAAAAUCUAUCUAUCUAUCUAUCUAUCUAUCUAUCUAUCUAUUUCAGUCUAGUCAUAUCUAUGUAUGGGCGUUUCUUCCCGCCAAAUACAUCAAUUAUCUAUCUGUCUAUCUAUCUAUCUAUCUAUCUGCUCACAUAUUUCUUUUAUGCUGAAAAAUACGAUAUCUAUCUAUGCCGUGAUAUCUAUCUAUCUAUCUGUCUUCUAUCUAGCUAUCUAUAUAUCUAUCUUAAUAUUUUCAGUCUAUCUAUCUAUCUAUCUAUCUAUCUUACUAUUUUACCUAUCUAUCUAUCUAUCUAUCUAUCUGUGAGGAAUUUUCUAUCAAUGGGUUACCUAAACAGCGCGCUAAUUAAUGCCCAACUCAAAUGCCUCGAGCAGAUUUGA